Messenger RNA from Amphiprion ocellaris (clown anemonefish), 3145 nucleotides. RefSeq names its product transmembrane protein, adipocyte asscociated 1 (gene tpra1). The record is from RefSeq and is a predicted model, not a curated record. Gene Ontology annotation, molecular function: G protein-coupled receptor activity. The coding region runs from base 186 to 1358 and encodes 390 amino acids. Gene Ontology annotation, biological process: G protein-coupled receptor signaling pathway. NCBI's taxonomy places the organism in Eukaryota, Metazoa, Chordata, Actinopteri, Pomacentridae. Gene Ontology annotation, cellular component: plasma membrane. The transcript is spliced from 11 exons.
UGACCUCACGGGAAAUUUGUUAACGAAAGUAUCCAGCACAGCCAUGUCCCGUACGAGUGAUCAAUAUACUGGGCGAUUGCGGCGUGUAUGACAACACGUUAAUUUGUGCCGAAGUCACACUGACUGAAAUAUUAUUACAGCAGUUGUACGCUUGAAUCUGAGUCUCCUGAAACGGUCGCGACACCAUGCUAGCCACAGUGACGGCUGUGGUUAGUUUUACUCCGUACAAUGGCAGUGUUUCACCUACACCGUUGGGAAACACAUCAGCAUUCCCAACUUGGCAACCUGAUACAGAAGCCAACAUUACCAAGCCUCACAAAUGUCUGCAAGUUCUAUAUGAGGACAUUGGAGACUCCAGGGUGCGGUUCUGGGAUAUUUUACUGCUCGUGCCUAAUGUGGCCUUCUUUGUAUUCCUGAUGUGGAAGCUGCCUUCAGCAAGGGCAAAGAUUCGACUCACCUCAAGCCCCAUCUUCGUCACCUUUUACUUGCUGGUUUUUGUUGUCGCAGCAGUUGGAAUCACCAGGGCUAUAGUGUCCAUGACUGUCAGUGCAUCCAGUGCUGCCACCAUCAUAGACAAAGUCCUGUGGGAAAUCACCCGGUUCUUCUUGCUGGCUAUUGAGCUCAGUGUCGUUAUCUUGGGACUGGCUUUUGGCCAUCUGGAGAGCAAAUCCAGCAUAAAGCGUGUGUUGGCUAUUACUGCUGUGUUGGCUCUGGGAUACUCCAUCACACAGGGAACGCUAGAGAUAUUGUACCCAGACAGUCACCUGUCCGCUGAGGACUUCAACAUCUAUGGUCAUGGAGGACGGCACUUCUGGUUGGCCAGCUCCUGCUUCUUCUUCCUGGUGUACUCCUUGAUUGUGAUCUUGCCUAAAACUCCAGUGAGAGAGAGGAUAUCUCUGCCAUCUAAGAGGAGUUUCUAUGUGUAUGCUGCCAUCCUGUCUUUGCUGAACCUCGUCCAGGGCCUGGGCAGUGCUCUGCUGUGUGCAGGAAUCAUAGAGGGACUCUGCUGUGUGGAUGUCACCACCUUCCUGUAUUUCUCCACCUUUGCUCCACUCAUUUAUGUCACAUUCCUCAAAGGCUUCUUUGGCUCAGAGCCCAAGAUCCUGUUCUCCUACAAGUCCCAGGUGGAUGAGCCAGAUGAAAGUGAUGUCCACCUUCCCCCAACAGUCGCUGGAACCCUGAACCGUAAGGAGCUGACUGACCAGGGCUUGUACUACUCCUCCACCCAGAUCGAUGGCUCUGGUCCCAGCAGCUCUCGCAUGGUUGGAGCCUACCUGGAUGAUGUUGCCUCUGGACCCUAUGGGUCCAGCAGCAUUAAUAGCAUUGAUGCUGACCGCUGGAGACCUAUCAAUGUGUGAAAGAAUGACGCGAGAAUGGAGGAGGCUAGAUGGUUGUACGGCUGGACUUAAAUUGUUGUGCAUGUGCAGUGUGUUAGGCAGGAUGGCGGUCAGAGAAGUUGGCCAAAGAAAAGCAGAACAAAGCAGCUGGACACCAAGGAAUGGUAAUCUUGGUCUGUCUUUAAGGCCAAAAUAAGGUAAAAACAAACGCUUCAGGAAGACCUUUGCUAGCCUAUUUCUGGAGGACUGUGUGUUUAGCAACUGCUUUUGUAACACCGCUGCCAGAGUGCACUGCUGCUGUAGCUCCACAUUAGGAGUCCUGCCCCUUAUUGUGGUCCCGACAAACUCGAUAUUGAUUCAGUUCCACAGGCUCUUCGGUGUGGGGGCUUAAUGACUCGUCUCAGCACAUUUUCUGUCAUUCCAGCAUUAAAAAUCAACUGCUCAAUCCUGAUUGAUGAUGUUUUAACCCUAUUUUAAGUACAUGAGUCUGCAAAACCUAAUAUUGUUUUGAUGACAACUUGGCAUCUGUACAUUCCUACUUAAGGCUUAUAUUGACAGCAGCUCAACUGGCUCUGUGUUUAGCUGCCUUGUAUUAGAUUGGUGACUGAACUGGCUAAUCAGUUUAUACUGGUGACUGUGCUUCUCUGAACACAGCAAGGAUUUAAUUUUGUUACAUGUACUUUGUCCUUUGAAAUAGGUGCUCUGCUGUUAACAAGUGAACAGUGUUAGCGUGAUGUGUGUCACUGCAAUAUAAUAAGGAAAUCAGUAAAUACAGGCAUUGCAUUAAUAUUAAAAGUUAAAAACCAUCUCUAAGGGUGUCUACUAGGUUAAGCUAAGACAAAAACAGUUCUUUAACUAUUGAAAACGCAUCUCACCCGUAAGCUCUCUAUUUCGUUUCUCCCUCUUAUUUAUUGUCGUCUUUUGUUUUAAUUCCUUAUACCAGGUGAGUCAUUCCUGCCACUGUAAGCACAUUUGCUAGCAUCAUAGUAGUUAAGGAAGUUAUAUGUGAUUCCAACAACAACUUUGGAAAAACCUAUUCACACAUUCCAAUUCAAGCUUUCAUAAUGGCAUAUUUCAGUGAGCUUAGCCUGUAUUCAGAUGAUGUUAAAAGUGGUAAAAUUAGACCAGAAAUGGAUUGUCACAGUUUUCUAGUAUCUGGUGGUAUCGAUACAGGUUCCAUUAUGUAGUUAAACUUUGGAUUUCUUCGGAGCAAGAGAAGCUCAACGAUGAGUGAAUUUAAUUUUGGUGAUUGAUGUUGGGCAUCAUGUUUAUGUACUUAUCGUUCCUCUUGAUACCAUCACAACAUAAGUAUUUCAACUUGUUCAUACCACAUUUGUUUAUGCCGACCAAGAAAAUAUCAUGUAUUAGUUUCCCCCUAGAAUUACAAUGAAUGGAUGACUAUUUAAGCUAGCAGUAUUCAUAGGUGGUAGUGACCUGUAUGCAGAAAAUUUAGGGUUGAAAUAAUUUUUUUACAUAUUUACAGCACACCAACACAUGGUGAAGAAGUCAUGUGUUUCCAUGAAUUUAUAGCAUUUGCCCCACUUGGAAAUAUUUUAUAUUCAAAUUUGAGUGCUGGUGAACAUUGUUGUAUCACUCUGGAUUUAGACUGGGAAAUCAUUUUGCUGUGUCAUGGCGUUAAUUCACAAAGUGUAUUGCGGUGGAAUUCCACAUUUGAUGGUGAAGUCAUUUUGCAAAUGAUGGUUGAAUUGCCUUUUUAUUUAAGUGCAUUGAUUGUACAGUAUUCGGUCCAUAUUAAUGCAAUAUGUUGAGUAUUCCAUGAACUACAGAAUAAACAGUGGACUCUUUAA